AUGAUGCUGCACUCCACAAUUGGGAUCAUUUCUGUCUGUCUGACCAACUACGCCCUGGCGGCGUCGGCUUCAUUCGGACUCUAUGCCUACGGGGAAAAUAUCGGCGGACUGCAGAUGUACUAUGCCGACGGAAAUGCCGUCGUGAGCAAGCAAGCCCCCUCCAAUGCAACCACCGCCGCGCCCGUUAUCUUUACUCACGACGACGACGAGGGUCUGAUCGGAAACCCCAAUACCACCGACUCAGCCAAUAAACCGAAUUUCACGAAUGCCUCACUCUUCGUUCCCGGCUCGUCCGCCGAGUCCCACCAAGUCGGGUUCACCGACGACCCGUCCGCAAACGAGGUCACCAAUAAGUUCGUAUGGUACGGGAACUUCUUGAUGGUGGAGGACGAUUCCGGCGAGUAUACGUCGCUGUUUACCGUGAAGAAAUCGUCUUCGUCGACCAAUGACGGUGAAUAUUCCCUGCUGUGGAACGUUACCGACUCCGAUGAGGAAGUCAUUGAGGUUUCCAUGAGAUCUAUUGCGCCGUCGAAUGAUUAA
This is a messenger RNA of Aspergillus melleus, 540 nucleotides long. RefSeq lists its product as uncharacterized. Lineage: Eukaryota; Fungi; Ascomycota; Eurotiomycetes; Eurotiales; Aspergillaceae. The record is from RefSeq and is a predicted model, not a curated record. The transcript has 3 exons. The coding region runs from base 1 to 540 and encodes 179 amino acids.